Molecule: messenger RNA, 1906 nt
Organism: Benincasa hispida (wax gourd)
Lineage: Eukaryota; Viridiplantae; Streptophyta; Magnoliopsida; Cucurbitales; Cucurbitaceae
Gene: GLA1
Product: Folylpolyglutamate synthetase family protein
Biological process (GO): folic acid-containing compound biosynthetic process
Cellular component (GO): cytoplasm
Molecular function (GO): ATP binding; dihydrofolate synthase activity; tetrahydrofolylpolyglutamate synthase activity
Source: RefSeq, a predicted model, not a curated record
UCCAAAUUUCCAAACCUUACACUUUAAACACAGUUUUCUUAAAUUCAACUCCUAAACCUUCCAAUCCAAGAGUUUCGAACACUUGCUCUAUCAGCCAUUCUUCAAGAUCACAAGUCGCAUCUCCUUCAAUCCUUUUUCCCAAAAGAAACAAUGCCCAUUUCAGAAUGAAGAUCUUCAAAUAUCAUCACCAUUGUCGACCUCAGAUUCUCGGAACCCUUCUUCUAAAUCAUUUCCGUGGUGAAUGCCCUUCUAUCAGUGUCCGCAUAGGGUCCAAACAAUGCUUUAGCACUCACCCAGAAGAUCAACACAUGACCGAAUUCAUGGAAUAUUUAGAUUCCCUGAAGAACUACGAGAAAUUGGGUGUGCCCAAAGGCGCUGGCACUGAUUCUGAUGAUGGGUUCGAUCUCGGAAGGAUGAGAAGGCUGAUGGAGCGCCUGGGUAAUCCACAGUCGAAGUUUAAGGCAAUUCACAUUGCGGGAACGAAAGGAAAAGGGUCGACUGCGGCUUUCCUUUCUAACAUUUUACGAGCAGAGGGAUACUCCUUUGGUUGUUAUACUAGUCCUCAUAUUGAAACUAUAAGGGAACGUAUUUCGCUCGGAAGAUCUGGAGAGAUGGUCUCUGGGAAGGCUCUAAACUCUCUUUUCAAAAGGAACAAAGAGUUUUUUGACCAGUCAGUAGAGCUUGAAAAUGGACGCAUAAGUCACUUUGAGGUCCUUACUGCUAUGGCAUUCUUGCUCUUUGCUCAAGAGAAUGUUGAUCUUGCAGUCAUUGAGGCUGGACUUGGUGGUGCACGAGAUGCAACAAACAUAAUUUGUAGCUCUGGACUUGCUGCUGCAGUCAUAACUUCAAUUGGAGAGGAACACAUGGCUGCCCUGGGUGGCUCCUUGGAAAGCAUUGCAACAGCAAAGGCUGGAAUAAUUAAACGUGGUUGUCCAGCCAUUCUGGGUGGCCCAUUCCUUCCAAGUAUUGAGCGCAUUCUUCGUGAUAAAGCAUUGUCCAUGUCUUCGCCAGUAAUUUCAGCCUCAGGUCCUGGAAAUAGAAGUACCAUAAAAGGUGUAAGCCUGCUCAAUGGAGGAAUUUGCCAAUGCUGUGACGUAGUAAUUCAAAUAGACGAUGAAUUCAUCGAGUUAUUGGAUGUCAACCUCCGCAUGCUUGGACAUCAUCAACUUCAGAAUGCAGCAACUGCAACUUGUGUUAUUCUUGCUCUCCGCAAUUUAGGUUGGAGAAUUUCGGAUGCAUCUGUCAGGAGUGGACUAGAGCAAACAUUCCUGGUCGGUAGAAGUCAUUUCUUACCAGCCAAGGAAGCUGGGGUUCUUGGACUGCCUGGAGCAACAAUAUUGCUUGACGGAGCCCACACCAAAGACUCUGCUAAAGCAUUAGUGGAUACCAUUCAAAUGGCUUUUCCUGAAGCUCGAUUGGCUCUUGUGGUUGCAAUGGCCAGUGAUAAGGAUCACAUUGGUUUUGCCAGAGAGUUCCUUCAAGGUGGAAAAUUGGAGUCCAUUGUCUUAACUGAAGCCCAUAUUGGUGGAGGCAAAUCAAGGACAACUUCAGCUGUUUUUCUAAGAGACUGCUGGAUCCAAGCAUCCAAUGAAUUGGGGAUCCCUAUUUCUUUAGAAACUAAAGAUGCACCGGUUUCCUUCACAAGCAAACUCGAAAACAGACCAGUAUUAACUACCGAGACCUCGUUAUUACAUGCCAUAAAAGUCGCUGCUGAGAUUCUCAAGCAGAGAACGGAAGGGCGGCAAGGUCUUGUCGUAGUAACUGGCUCUCUGCAUGCCGUUUCAAUGGUGUUAUCUUUUCUUCAUUCUUGAAGUCUUUAUUUAUGAAAAACACUUCAUUCGUAUGUACUUUGAGCAUAGUUCUUGAGUAUUGCAGAUUAUUUUGGUAGCAUAUUUCUUAUGAAUUA